Seriola aureovittata is the source of this 3718-nucleotide messenger RNA. It is a transcript of the gene b3gat2, whose product is annotated as beta-1,3-glucuronyltransferase 2 (glucuronosyltransferase S). NCBI's taxonomy places the organism in Eukaryota, Metazoa, Chordata, Actinopteri, Carangiformes, Carangidae. Gene Ontology annotation, biological process: chondroitin sulfate proteoglycan biosynthetic process; carbohydrate metabolic process. Gene Ontology annotation, cellular component: Golgi membrane. The transcript has 4 exons. Gene Ontology annotation, molecular function: galactosylgalactosylxylosylprotein 3-beta-glucuronosyltransferase activity. The coding region runs from base 682 to 1596 and encodes 304 amino acids. The record is from RefSeq and is a predicted model, not a curated record.
GUUUAUUCUCAGAGGACACUGAUGCACACAACAUAACAAGGCUCUCCCUUUCUCCUCCCCUCUCUCUCACUCUCUCUCUCUCGCUUUCUCCUCUCUCUCUCUCUCUCUUUCUCUCUGUAUGUCUAUCUCUCCCGAGGUUCUCUCCUCUCUAUCCAGUCUCCCCUCCUCUGCUCUGCACCUGCUCCUCCCCUCCUGCCUUAUUAUCCUCAGACUCAGAGCAGCGCUCCGUCCUCGCCAAGUGAUGCUCCUCGGCGGGGCGGCGCACAUCGGUGGGUUAUCACCGCCCGCUGCAAGGAGGGCAGCUCCGGCUUGUUUUUGUCCUCGCACUAAACGACGGCUGGAUAUGGGAAUGUGACGGGGCUUGCGAGAGAGUGAGCCGGAGGAGGGUAGAAACGACGAAGAAGCACUCAAGUCCCAUCCGAGAGAAGAGAGGGAGGAGGAGGAGGAGGGGGACUACGGGGAAACGGUCCCGUUGGGACGGGGGACGCAGCGGAAGGUUUUGUGCUUUAGCCCCAUAGUUUGAAAUAGACUUGAGAUGCUGGUUUUUGUUGUUUGGUUGUGAGGAAUUAACCACAGGAUUAAAAGGACCGGGUUCUUGGAGUUGCGUUCGGUCGGUCGGGGCUUUUCUGUUUGUGAUGGGAGUGAGUGAGAGAGAGGGCGCACGGUAACUUCAGCCUCGCCAUGAAAUCAGUGUUUUUCAGCCGCUUCUUCAUCCUGCUGCCCUGGGUCCUUAUUGUCAUCAUCAUGAUCGAUAUCGACAGUAAAAGGACGAUCCGGACUCCGGCGGCCGGCCGGACCGGCAGGACGCAGCGUGCACCCCGGACCGGCGCACCGGGAGUCGGCAUCACCCAGAACCAAUCUGCCCUGCCGGUUAUCUACGCCAUCACUCCGACCUACACCCGUCCGGUGCAGAAAGCGGAGCUGACCCGGCUGGCCCACGCCUUCCGCCAGGUGCCCCGGUUCCACUGGAUCGUAGUGGAGGACUCUACGACGCGCACGGAGCUGGUGGCGCGCUUCCUGGCCCGGUGCGGCGUGCCGUACACACACCUGCAUGUGUUCACUCCCCGCAGGUUCAAGCGCGCCGGGAUGCCACGCGCCACCGAACAGAGGAAUGUGGCUCUCGCGUGGCUCCGGCAGCACCGGAACAAGCGGGACACCGGGGUGGUUUUUUUCGCGGAUGACGACAACACCUACAGCCUGGAGCUGUUCGAAGAGAUGCGCAGCACUCGAGGUGUGUCAGUUUGGCCUGUGGGAUUCGUGGGUGGCCGGUCGUACGAGCGCCCCUUGGUGUCUGGGGGUAAAGUUGUGGGCUGGUACACCGGCUGGAGACCGGACAGACCCUUCGCCACUGACAUGGCAGGUUUUGCAGUGAACCUCCAGGUGAUCCUGGCAAACCCGCGGGCGCUGUUCAAGCGGCGCGGCUCCCAGCCCGGGAUGCAGGAGUCCGACUUCCUAAAGCAGAUCACCAAGGUCAACGAGUUGGAGCCCAAGGCCAACAAUUGCACCCGGGUGCUGGUUUGGCACACUCGCACAGAGAAACCGCACCUUGCAAAUGAGCCCAAACAUCGAAAGGACACUGUGGUCAUUGAGGUGUGAGAGGACGAGCUGAGCGGGGAAUCCGAAAGCAGAAGCUGGUUGUGGCUGCCCAUUAUCUCUUGGCUGGGUUUAAAGACAGCAUCCUGCCUUCUCUCCUUAUCGGGUUCAUACAAUCUGUUCACGACACACACACAGACUCAGAGGAGCUGCAUGAUUCAAGACUCGUGACUGUCUGUCAAACGUGCUUUGUGAGAACCGGAUGGCACCGGAUAUGUUUGUUUUACAAACUUGAGAUGACUUGGACUUUUCAUUUUUUCCAUCCACAGCUUGCUGAUGUAAAAAAGUGAAAUUGAACUAGAAAUUUAAAAAGAAAAAACAAAAAAAAACAUCAUUUGGAAUUAUUAAUGUCAUUUUUAAUCAUUAAUGCUUCAUUGUCAAAUUAACUGUGUUGCUGUGAUAUAAUUACCAUAAACACGGCUUGUGGUCCAGCAUAUGUUUUAUGACAGUGGUAUUGUGAUUCCGGUGUUUGUGAAAGUAAAAGGAACUUUUAACAUUUUGGGAAAUAUGCUUAUUUGCUUUCUGAAAGUGACAUGAAAAGAUUGGUGUUAAUUUCAUGUGUUAGAUGGAGAUCUGGAAUCAGGAAGUGGUUAGCUAGCUUAGCUAAAAGACAGGAAGCUAGUCAGGACUGCUGUAAAGCUCCGCUUAAACUGAUAUCUCAUUAAAUUAACCUAUAUGAAUACAGAUGUAAAAAUAACAAUUUAUGGUUUUAAAGGGACUAUUUGUAAAUUUUCUCUGCCACUGAACGUGGUUUCUUGUCUGGAGCAGGUGGUGGUGAUUGUUGCUUGACAAAAGAUUUGGCCGUUGUUGUCUUAAUAAUACAAGAGGUUAUAAUAACCCCUCUGAGCAGCGCUACGUCGUCAGGUUGAUACAGGCUAGGGCUAGCUGGUUAGCAUGCUAACCUCAGUAGAAAAAAAGACAUGAUAAAACAAGAGUUAACAAUAGUGUUGCUUUCCAAUCUCUGGAGACAGUUCUUGGUGAGUAAAGGAAUUAAGUUUGAUGCUUAACUCACAGCAUUUUUCUAGACCGGUAAUUAAACAGCUGUUAAUGCUAAUGUUAGCUAUGUAACAUUAGCAAAACUUACAAAUAACUCCUUUAAGGGAAGUUAUGUGGUGUAAUUAUUUAUUUGGGAAAAACAUCAUGUACCAGAAAUGCAACACAGUACAUGAACAACAUGUAACUUCCCAGUAAAAUCACAUUGCAUUUUUAACAUACAAGGUACAGUGUGUUAAUUAGCUUCAGAGCUAAGCUAGCUGUUCUCCCCUGCUUCCAGCCUCUACUCUAAACUAACCAUGUCCUGAUUCCAGCUCUGUAUCUGAUAAACACAACAUUAUCAGUUUUUCUCAUCUCACCCUCAGAAGAAGGAAAGUAAAUGUAUUUCCAAAAGUAUUAACUAUCUGUUUCAAACCAGACUUUCUUGUAACCCUCCACACCUCUCUCAGCGAGCAGAUUAAAAUGUUGAAAGGGAAUUUUUUUUCAUUGGCUUUUCAAUCCUUUUAUCACCUGCCAAAAGUUUUAGCUCCAUUUGUUCUGGAGGAACAGCACCUUCUUCAUGUCUUCAAGAUGUUGUGUACCUGUAAACCGCCAGUCAGACACAGACAGAAACAGCAUAAUUUCCCAGCUCUGGACUUCUCUGUUGACAUUAAUUAUAUUAAUGUCUCAAAGUUAAUGUGGUAAUGAUUUAUUGAUGCCUAAAUGCUGUGUAAUUCUGCUUUAAAUCACCCUGUACUGAUCAUAUAUAAUGAACUGGAGCAAUCUUUGCCGUCCUUCUCAUCCUGAAUGUAUGUGAAGUAUGUGAUCAGGCUCAGAUAUGGCACAUGUGAAGCAACACGCAACAUCUCUCCUGACAAACUGCCAUCAAUAAUGUAGCGUCUGUGGGCCGACAACAAAGAAAACCUGCCUAACAAGAAAACGCACCUGCCAGAGGAGGAAUAACAAGGACUGAAUUGAGUGGAUGGGAUAUAAACAACACAUCAGAUGGAUUCACAGCUCAAAUGUGUAAAGAACCAUUUUCUCCAGUGUGUUUUAACAGCAGCAUUGCGUUAACGCUGAAGUUUAGAGGAGACUGAACAUGUGUUGGUGUUUUGGUGUUACACACAGGAAAUAAAUACAGGAUUAAAUCCAG